CUUCUUUCCAUUUGAAAUGAGAGAGCUGUGGGGCUGCGGCUCUGCCUGUCUGUGCGAGUACAGCCACUCACUCUCGCCGCACUGUCACUCGCCUCACUGCCGGUUCGCCAUCACCACAGUCGCCGCACAGCCGGUCCGCCAUCACCACCGUUGCCGCUCCUAAAAACGUAAGGGUUUCCCCUGACUGCAGCACGCGAAAGAGUCAUAGAAGUCAACCGUUAGACUGCAACGUCUCUUCAUCAGGUGGAACAUUGAAGCUAGGGACCCAACAAGAGUGGCUCGCUGAGUAGAGGUUGGUGGUCGCUCUAAUUCACCUGCUUCUGGCAUUUACAGAAGGUGGAGGUUGAUUAAAAUCCUCAGGUUUCAUGUUCUUCAAGAAUUUGAUGAAGGGAAGAGAAGCUGUAGGAGGCGUUUGGCAGGUCUAAUAUACAGAGAAGGAAAACACAUCCUGAAAAUGUGGUUGGUGAAAAUUCACUAGAUGUUGAACGCGCCACAGGUUACAUCUUGAUAGUUUGAAUUCCACGUAUACCAAUUGAACAGUACAAAAUCAGAAAGAGAUGCUGCAAGGGUUCAUAAAAGGUAUGCUUGCCUUUUAUUGGCUGCUGUCUUGAUUUGGGGCGGUUAUCCAGUUUGUAUCUUCCUUUGCUAUACUUGCACGUGAUACAUGAUAGGUUCAUCAACCAACACUCGGAUACCAAUGUUGGAACUUUACGGUUCCCCCCAGGAUCUCAAAGCAGCAUCAACAUUGUCAGAGUGAACCUGAAACUAGUAACAAAGCAACACACAACAAGAAGCAAACAGGAAAGAGGAAGAUAAAGCAAAAAACGGAGUAGUGAGUCCAGGUAUUUUCGGGGUUUGCUUUAAGGAGCCCUUUGCAUCAACUUGAUAGGCGUCCGUCAUAAGAGGUGAAUGCUGGGUUAAGUAAAUGGCUGCCUUGGAUUCGCUGUAUGCUCAGGUUUAGCAGGCUAGUGGGAAUCUAUUUUUUCAGUUUUUAUUUGUAACUGAUUUGCCAAAGUUGUAAAGGACCUCAUAACAAAUGAGCAGGCCCUCUCAUUCUUUAUGGGUCAUGGGUAUGGCUCAUGGCCACAACCCAACAAAAUUUUCCUACAAAAAUCAGAAUUGGAGAAGACCGCUUCUUGAUCUCUUCGACUCUGGGAGAAAAGAUGAGCCUUAUCUGAUUUCAGUGCUUCGAAUUUGUCGGAUCAUCCAGUCUCGGGAAUGGUGUCCUGGGACAGAGAUAAAAUUGAAAUUGUUGGGCAUACAGUUGAACACUUAUAUUGUUAAUCAAGUGCUAAAGGCUGACAUGGAUUCCAAUGUGGCAUUUUCCUUUUUCAUGUGGGCAGAGUCGCAGUUUGGUUACAAACACAUCUACUUCACGUACAAAUCAAUUAUCUCCAUACUGCUUAGGGACAGGAAACUUGAGCUGCUAGCUGAUGUGCUUUGGAGAAUUCAGGAGAAUAGGUUCCUAAUGCACCGGUCACUAUAUAGACUUCUCAUCUCUGGCUAUGUGAAGUUAGGGGAGGUACAUCUAGCGAUUCAGACAUUUGACCAAAUGGUUGCAUCUGAUUGUGUGGUUUUUGCUGUUGAUUACAAUCGAUUCAUUGGUGUCUUGAUAAAGGAGAACCAUUUUGAUUUGGUUAAGAAGUAUUACCUGCGAAUGAUGAAGGAAGGCUUCUCUUUGAGUACCUUUACUUACUCCAGACUUAUUUCUGGUUUGUGCCAGAAAAACGACCUUGAUUUCGUGCACUAUCUUCUUCUUGACAUGUAUAAAAUUGGCAUUGUUCCAGAUAGUUGGGCAUGUAACAUAUAUUUGAACUACUUGUGUAAGGAGAACAAGUUGGAUCUUGCUCUGAAGGUAAUGGAUGAAAUGUCUGAGCGGGGAAGAGAACCCGAUAUGGUCACAUAUACAACACUUAUAAAUGGAUUUUGCAAGGUCAAGAGGUUUCAGAAAGCGACUGAAGUUUGGAACUACAUGAUUGAAAUAUUUCCAUCCGUUGAUGUGGUAGCAUGCGGGACGUUGGUUUUUAGCCUGUGCAGUCACAAGAAAGUAGAUUUAGCUUAUGAUGCUGUCAUGAAAAUGGCCAAGAAGAAAAUACAAGUAAGUGCCGCCAUUUAUAAUGCAUUGAUCAGUGGAUUUUGCAGAGCUGGCAGUGUUGACAAGGCUACAGCCAUGGUAGUGUUCAUGAGACAGAAUGGCCUCAAGCCUGAUGCUGUCACUUACAAUAUCCUUCUGAACUACUUCUGUGAUAAACUGAUGCUCGACAAGGCUAGCAGGCUAGUGAAAAGAAUGAAAAAAAGUGGGGUAGAACCUGAUGCUUAUAGUUACAAUCAGCUUCUGAAAGGGCUAUGCAGAGCAAAUCAGCUGGACCAGGCAUAUGCAAUGGUGACGAAGAUGCAAACUGCUGGUUUGUGUAACAUGGUUUCUUGUAACACCAUUAUUGGAGCACUUUGCAAGGCCAACAGAAUAGGUGUGGCCUACAAAUUGUUCAGGGAAAUGGUUGAAAAAGAUCUAUUACCAGAUAUUGUUACUUACAACACUUUGAUACAUGGCUCUUUCAGGAAAGGGUUUCUAGAUUUGGCAGAGGAGCUCUUUGAGCAGCUGGUGAGACAUGGGUUGGUUCCAGAUGUCAUUUUGUACACAACCAUGGUUGAUCACCUAUGUAAGACUGGUCGCAUCGAUAGAGCUUCAAAUAUCUUUCAUGACAUGAAAGCGAACGGUGUUGCUCCUGAUGUUAUAACAUAUAAUGCAUUAAUUGGUGGGCUCUGUAAGGAAUUUAAGGUCAGGAAAGCAAUGGAUCUUUAUGAAGAGAUGGUAGGCAAUGGAUGCCAUCCAGAUGAGGUGACAUACAAAUUAGUAAUUGGUGGGCUUAUAAGAGAAGCAAAGAUCCAAAUGGCAUGUAAAGUAUGGGAUCAAAUGAUGCAAAAUGGAUAUGCUCUUGAUGCAACAACUUCUGAGACUUUGAUUAGUGCACUUCACAUGAAUGAUAAAUUUGAAACAAAUGCAAAAAGAUUUGGAAGGGCAGUUGUGCCAUUUAGUUUACAAAGGUAACUACCAAUAUAUCCAAUAAACAAUGGCUCUAGCAUUGAUGUUUAAGCUAUUAAUGUGGCUUCAUGUGUAUGAUACGAAGCCUUUGUAGAGAAAAAGGAGAGAUAAGAGGAAAAUAAGGAGUAGUCUGAGAGAUUAUUUGCAUCCAGCAAACCUUUUUCUCCCUCUUCUGUGCUUGAACCUGCUUCAGCGGUAGCACCUGAUAAUCAAUGUAUCAAGAAAAUAAGGGGCCACUGUGCAGUGCUUAUCUAUCAAUGUAUCAAUGCUGCUCCUGAAAUUAUGCUCAUUACAGAACCUGGAGGCGUCCUAUUGCACUAACAGUGCUUGUUAUUCUUAGGACUUUAUGUUUCAUGGGUGCACGUUGAGCUCCUGUUCUCUCCCUUUAGUGGUGGUCAAAUUCAUACAGAUGGCUGUCUUCUAUUUCUUCUAUGACCACAAUUAAAUUUUUGCUUCUUAAACUAGCAAUCUGACUGCUCAUCAGUAAUAUCUGAAUUUAUGAUUAAGGGUAGACCUAUAUUUGCAUUUUCAAUAGAGGGUUUAGCGUUUGAACAUGGCUGAAAAUGUUGAUUUUUUGAAGUUGUUUCCAGUAGUUACGGGCCUUACGGCUAUUGAGAACGUACUGGUUUGAGGUUUUCUAUAUUUUAGAACUUUAUUAUUAGGUAGUACUUUGAAUUUUUAAUUAUUUAUUGGACUCUUUAUGUAAGGGGUUAGACAUAACCCUAAUUAGUUCCUUUUAAUUUAAUGGAAGAGGAGGAGCCAUGAGUAAGACAGCUCCCUUCUCUCUCUUUCUCUCCUCUCUAGCUUCUCGCAACUAUCUCCUAUCUCAUCUUCUUUGUAUAUUGGUGUAACAUUAAGAUCAAAAUGGUAUCAGAGCGGACAGUCUUGGGAUCCUACUGACACUGUUUAAACUGCUGGGUCUUCCUCGUUUUCUUAUUCUUCAUCAAUGCCUGGUUGCUGAUAAUCUCUCUUUUGGUUGAAAAAAAGUAUUUGUCUGUUAAGGGUUAGGGUACUGAUCACAAAUAUAUCAAUGUGAUCAGAAACCCUAACUCAUGUUGAUUAAGGUCGGUGGUGGAACUUCAAAGCAUAUGUGGACAGUUGCUGAUGCUUGAAAAUAUAUAUCUGAAAUAAUCUCUGGUGCAACUGUGUGCGUCUCGCGAAGUUGCAGAGACAACGUGUUGCAGGACAGAAUAUUGCUUUUUAUUGUAGUGUUGCUGUAGUAGUAUGCCUGUCAUGGAGUUGCAGAGACAAUGAACUGCAGGACAGAAUAUUACUUAUUAUUGGUGUAGUGUUGCUGUAGUACAGAGUCUACAGACGUGAUUGCAGUAUGCUGUGGACUUCCAGAUUCUUCUAUCUUCGAGAUUUUAUCAUGGCUGCUAAUAAAUCUCUAUAACAUGAUACAAUUGAAUCUGGAAAUCAGCAAACUGAGGCUGGUGUAGAGUACAAAGCUUUCUCAAAUCCAUUUUCCUUUGGAUCUACUAUCAAACUCGAUGGAUCUAACUACAAUGUAUGGGCUAGAACCUUCAUGCUAUUAGUUGUUGGACACGAGGAGAAAUAUAUACUGGAAGUAGAUGAGCCAGUAGAAAAAAUCGGCAAGUAUGCAUGGUGGAAGGAAAAAAACAACAUAAUUAGUGUUUGGCUUAUGAAUAGCACAGAACCUCAAAUUGCUGCAAGGCUCUGCUACUAUAAUACAACUAAAGCUAUGUAGAAUUCUCUCCGGCAGAUGUAUUCUCGAGUCUCAAGACAAGAACAUCAAAAAAAUUCUACAAAUUCAAUAAGAAUUUACAAAUGCAGCAAGGUGACAUAGAUUUAACUGAAUACUUUACGAAACUGAAGUAUACUUAUUUAAAGAUGAAUUCCUUAAAACCUCCUUGCAAGCAUUGUCUCAAGUCUCACAUGGAGCAAAUGAUCGUUGUUAAAUUUCUAAAUUAACUGUCAUCAAAUUAUUCUACAAUCAAGGCCCAAGUGCUUACAAGAUUAGAUUUUUUCGAUCUUGAUAAGGCCUUCAACAGGCUAAGCAGAUUGGGUGUUACCCUUCCUCCAUCUACGAAUAACUCACAGCCAUCUGCCUUUGCCUCAUUGGGAUGAGGACGACGUGCACAACAGUCUUCCCUUGGUAGAGGAAGAGGCCGUGGUCCAAGAGGAUGUGGAAGACUCUAAUGCACAUGUCGUGGUUGUCUUGACCACUUAGAGGAUAGGUGCUGGAACAAAGUGGGUCUAACACAUCUCUAUCCACGACUGUGACAUCUUCAUCCAUUUCAGCUCCAAACACAUAGGCUAUUAGUAUGGUUCCUAAGGUGAAUCCUACUGUUGCUUCUGUAGAUGCUACAUCUCUCAAUUUAAGUCAUGCUGAACUUGACUUAAUUAUGGAGCAUCGAUCAAAUUCUACACCUUCUACCUCAUCAGCUUGCACUGCUAUCACAAAUUUAGCAUAUUCUGCAGGUAGGACUCCCUACUUACAAUGGUUGUUGGAUAAUUGAUUAUGGAGCAUCUAGACACUUUUGUGGAGAUGCUAGUAUUUCAAAUUUGCAGAAAUUUAAUCCCUCACGGCAUGUUCGAUUAGCGGAUUGAAGGCUAUCUCUGGUAGAAGGACAUGAGAUAUUUGUCUAUCUCUAUCUUUACAUGUUCAUGAAGUGCUAUAUACUCACAAAUUCUCAAAGAAUUUGUUAUCUAUAAGCAAACUAACUAAAGAGAUGAAUUGUCGAGUUAUUUUUGACUCGAGUACUUGUGUAUUUCAAGACAUAUCGAGUGGGAGGAAGAUUGGUGGAGGCCAUGAGAGAUGGAAUCUACUCCUUGGAUACAUCCAUUAAAGAGGCGUCAUUCUUAGUUGAUUCACCUUCAAGUGCGUUCCCGUGGCAUUUCAGACUUGGUCAUCAAUCAUGUCCUAAACUUCGGCAGUUAUGCCCUCAGAUUUUUUCUACAACCUCUAUCGAGUGUGAAGCUUGUCAACUGGGCAAGCAUAGUCGUACCUCUUUUUUAUCGAGUCAAAGUCUGUCUAGCCAUAAUCUAUUUGAUUUAGUUCAUGUUGAUGUAUGCGGACCUAGUCAGGUUUCAAGUCGGUUGUCAUCUCGUUAUUAUCUGUCCAUUGUUGAUGAUUUCUCUCGAGUCACGUUGGUUUUUUUGAUGAAAGGCAGAUUUGAAGCUCUUUGUAUUUUGAAAUCUUUCAUAUUGGAAAUAAAAACUCAAUUUAAUUAUUGUGUCAAGGUUGUUCGCACUAACAAUACUCUCGAGUUCAAAUUUACUUCUCUGCUUGAAUUCUACAUCUUAACAAAAUGGCGUAAUUGAAAGAAAACACUGCCAUUUGUUGGAUGUAGUCCACAUUAUCAUGAUUCAUUCUCAUAUGCCUUUCAAAUUUUUGGGGAGAUCCAAUCUUAAACACAUGUUACCUAAUAAAUAGAAUGUCAUCAUUUUCCAUAGACAACGAGAUGCCGAUUCAAAUUCUUUACCCAAACAGGGCCUUGUUCUCUUUACCUCCACGUAUAUUUGGAUGCACAUGCUUUGUACAUCGACUUGGACCUAAUCGAGAUAAAAUAGUUGCACAAACAACUAAAUGUGUAUUUGUGGGAUACUUUUGAAAUCACAAAGGGUAUCAAUGCUUUGAUCCUAUAUCUAAUCGAGAGUUUAUCAGUGUCGAUGUAACCUUUCUCGAGUUUUUUCUAUUCUUUCAUGCAAGCCCUCCUAUCUACAGUUUGAGAUGCCCCAUUCUGUUCCAUUUCCAGUUCCUUCUAUUCCACUUGAGUCCAUUCCUUUUUAUAUCAUCCUCCACUUGUCCCGAUCCCUCCAUUUUGCGGUUUAAAGACCCUUCUCUCAUAUAUUCAAGAAAGAUCUGUCAUCUAAUGACCCUGCACCGUCUUGCUCUCAAGAGGUACGUAGUUCUGAAUUACAUGACAUGCCCGAGUGUUCCAUUGAUGCUUCUCAUCCUGACGAAUUACCUAUUGCACUACGUAAAGGGAUCAUACAAUGCACAAUUCAUCUUCUUUCUAAUUUUUUUAGUACAUCUCAUUUGAGAGAUCAUAUGUGCACAUUUAUUGAUGCCUUGCCAGCUGCUUCAGUCCCAAUCUCGCAUGAACAAGCUCUUUUGGACUCUAAGUGGUACCAAGCAAUGAAGGAGGAGAUGGAUUCUAAUAUCUCGCCACACUUGGGAUCUUGUUGAACAGUCCUUUUGAGACAGAUAUUGACGGCUCGAAAUGGGUAUUUACUAUCAAGUAUAACUCCAACGGUAUAGUCGAGUAGUACAAAGUACGGUUGAUAACAAAAGGGUACACAAAGACGUAUGGUAUUGACUUUUUUGAAACUUUAUCUCCUGUGGUAAGUUUGGGUACUAUAUGACUAAUUAUAUCUGUUGCAGUUCAUUAUGGAUGAAAUAUGUACCAAUACAUGUGAAAAAUGCUUUUUUGUAUGGAGAUUUAUCUAAACUAGUUUAUAGCAACAACCGCCAAGCUUUGAGAAACAUGGGGAGUGUACCAAAGUAUGUUUGUUAAAGAAGACUAUAUGGUUUGAAACGGUUUGAAACAGAGUCCCAGAGCAUGGUUUCAGAAGUUGUGUGAUGUUGUGUCCAAGUUCGUGGUUCAUAGAUUUUCUUUAGAUCAUUUAUUGUUCAUAAAAAAGACAGAGAUAUGGCUGUUAUGGUGAUAUAUGUGGAUGACAUUAUUUUAACUGGUGACAGCGAACAAGAAAUACAAUACACUACGAAGUAUCUCCAAACACUAUGUUACUAAUGACCUUGUCUGUCUAUGUUACUUCUUGGGGAUAGAAGUAGCAAGAAGUAAAAAAGGUUUAGUUCUUUCCAAAGAAAAUAUGUUCUUGAUUUGCUACAAGAGACAAGUAUGAUUGGAACUAAAUAAGCAUCUAUUCCUAGGA
This is a messenger RNA of Nymphaea colorata (pocket water lily), 7903 nucleotides long. RefSeq names its product pentatricopeptide repeat-containing protein At1g13040, mitochondrial-like. The transcript is spliced from 6 exons. The record is from RefSeq and is a predicted model, not a curated record. NCBI's taxonomy places the organism in Eukaryota, Viridiplantae, Streptophyta, Magnoliopsida, Nymphaeales, Nymphaeaceae. Bases 1037 to 3049 code for a protein of 670 amino acids. Gene Ontology annotation, molecular function: protein binding.